CAAAAAAGUGUAGUAUUAUAAAGUCAAUUUAAAAAUUGAAAUCUUUUAAUGAAUAAUCAUUUAUUGUCAAUUUCAGUAGUUUUUUGAUUUGUAAUUUUAAGAGACGUCGUAGUGAUAAUCGGCUUGGAUAAACUAGAAAAAAAGCUCAUAUUGUUUAUAUAAAAAGAAAAAAGAUCCAGAAUAUAUAACAAGUUAAAGAAGAAAUUAAGACAAAAACUAUUACAAGAAGAGUAACAGAAGUAUUCAUGAGAACUUAUAAACGAAAACCAGUUUUUGGAAUCAGCAGUGCUUGUAAAGAUCAAUUUGGAAACAUUUGACACCAGCGGUUCAAAAAACCGAGAUUUUAAGGGAAUACCAUGUAAACUUUUAUCUGCUUCUGAGUGUUGGUUUAAAUUUGAGAUCUGCUACGGCUCAAGUUCAAUUCAAUGUUUUUUUACACAUACCUUUACUCAAGAUAAAAAUACAAGAAUUACGAGGUUUCCACUAAAUUUAUCAAAUAAUAUGACUAACCCUUUGAUAUUGAAAUCGUCAUCACACAAGGUAAAUUUUAAUUUAAGUGUCACAGUUUACACUAAAUCUCACAAAAAUGACAAGAAUAUCAAUUUGUUCAAUCGGUUGUCAAAACAAUUUUCCCUUGAUGCAAUUGGCGUAAAAAAACAUGUUAUUUUAGGUGGAAUAAAUCCAUUGAAAUCAAGUGAAAUAUUAUUUACAACAAGUUUGGAUUGCGAUGAGAAUUUUAAACCUCCUAAUUGUGUUGAAAAGGUAUGCAUUGAACAUGAUGACGAUAUAAACGGACACUACACAUGUGAAAAAAAUGGAAUUAUAACAUGCAGAGACGGAUGGACUGACCCAUCGAAGAAAUGCUUAAUUUCAACACUACAACCUUUGGGCUGCUUUCAUGACUUUGGACCAAUCUCUGGAAAACGACCUUUCCCAAUAUUUGUUAAUUAUCGCUCAUUAAUUGACUGGAAUAAUAAAAAAGUUAGCUUUGAAAAUAUAACUAUGAAAUGUUCCUCUUAUGCUAAAGAAAACGGGUUUCAAUAUUUUGGUAUUGAAUUUUGGGGUGAGUGUUGGACUGGUGCAACACCCGAUAUAAACUAUGCUCGAGACGGAGAAUCUACUUUAUGUUGGCCUACUCCAGAUGAAAAUUUGGGUCCAAUGCUUGUUGGACAAGACUCAACCAUUAUGGUGUAUAAAAGAAAUGAAUAGAGAAGCUAAAGAACUUUUCGAACUUUUUUUAUUCAGUUUUUUUAUUACGUUCAUAUUGUUCAUAAUACAUAUGUAUACGUUAUUAUGUUUAUAAUACAUAUGCACAUUUGUCACACA
Molecule: messenger RNA, 1326 nt
Organism: Hydra vulgaris (swiftwater hydra)
Lineage: Eukaryota; Metazoa; Cnidaria; Hydrozoa; Anthoathecata; Hydridae
Source: RefSeq, a predicted model, not a curated record